GAGAUACUGUGUCCCUUUUGAAAAGUUUGGAUUAUAAAGGAAGCGAGAAGACUUAAAAGUCGAGUUUAGGGUUCCUGGUUCUUCGCUGCGAAGGCAACGAUGGCGUUCAAGCAGCGAUUGCACGAGGGCAUGAAAAGUUUCGUGGAGCGAAUAACCAGUCCUCGCACGGUCUCGGCAUUCGUCGAGAAAGGCGUGCUGACUCCCGCGGAAUUCGUCCAGGCCGGUGACAAUCUCGUCGCCAAGUGCCCUACCUGGUCCUGGGAGAGUGGCGACCCUUCCAAACAGAAGGGACAUUUACCGAAAGACAAGCAGUUUUUGAUCACUAGGAAUGUUCCAUGCUUGCGACGAGCGGCCGCGUUUGAAGAGGAAUACGCAGCUGCUGGUGGGGAAGUUUUGCUCGAUGGAGAAGACGGGGAAGGGUGGCUAGCGACUCACGGAGCUCCUGGGGGACCUCUUAAGGACGACGAUGACACAGUUCCAUCCAUGGACAUGGCGGACACAGAAGACAGACCUCAGAUCCUGAUCUCUGACGAUACAUACGUAAAUCACGAGGAUGAUGUUCCGGAUAUGUCCGAUUUUGAUAGCUCCGAUAACCUUGUGACGCGGGACGAGUUCAUUACGCAGACUGCAGUACAUGCACCCUAUCUAAUAGCUCAUGAGCCGGAUGAUAACAAUAUCCUGCGUACUCGGACCUACGAUAUAAGCAUCACGUAUGACCAGUACUUCCAAGUUCCAAGAGUAUGGCUAACUGGAUAUGACGAGUCUCGAAUGCUUUUGGAUCCCGAGCUCGUCUUUGAAGAUGUCAGUCAAGAUCAUGCUCGACAGACUGUUACAAUUGAGGACCAUCCACACAUGGCUGGGAAGCAUGCAUCAGUUCAUCCUUGCCGCCAUGCCCCGGUUAUGAAAAAGAUCAUCGCCAUUUUGUUGUCACGAGGGGUGGAACCCGAAGUUGAUAAGUACCUUUUUCUGUUCCUCAAGUUCAUGGCGUCGGUCAUUCCAACAAUUGAGUACGACUAUACGAUGGAGUUCACGGUUGGAGCGUCAUGAGGUACAUAAAACCGGUACAUUAUGGACGAGAUAAUGUUCUGUACAGCUUACACCUAGAUAAAUACCAAGACAGCGCAUUCUUUAGAA
Messenger RNA from Selaginella moellendorffii, 1134 nucleotides. Its product is annotated as autophagy-related protein 3. NCBI's taxonomy places the organism in Eukaryota, Viridiplantae, Streptophyta, Lycopodiopsida, Selaginellales, Selaginellaceae. Gene Ontology annotation, cellular component: cytoplasmic ubiquitin ligase complex; cytosol. The transcript has 9 exons. The coding region runs from base 100 to 1047 and encodes 315 amino acids. Gene Ontology annotation, molecular function: Atg8-family ligase activity. The record is from RefSeq and is a predicted model, not a curated record. Gene Ontology annotation, biological process: autophagy of mitochondrion; nucleophagy; autophagosome assembly.